Propithecus coquereli (Coquerel's sifaka) is the source of this 2150-nucleotide messenger RNA. It is a transcript of the gene NSF, whose product is annotated as N-ethylmaleimide-sensitive factor. Gene Ontology annotation, biological process: Golgi to plasma membrane protein transport; intra-Golgi vesicle-mediated transport; SNARE complex disassembly. The record is from RefSeq and is a predicted model, not a curated record. Lineage: Eukaryota; Metazoa; Chordata; Mammalia; Primates; Indriidae. Gene Ontology annotation, molecular function: ATP binding; ATP hydrolysis activity. The transcript is spliced from 18 exons. Gene Ontology annotation, cellular component: Golgi stack. The coding region runs from base 105 to 1973 and encodes 622 amino acids.
GCGGCUGCGCGCCUGCGCGAGGACGGGCGACGGGGAUGCGCGCGGCGGGGGCGGGCUCUGCCGAGCGCUGAGCUGCAGCCGCGAAGCCGGACGUGUCCGCGAAGAUGGCGGGCCGGAGUAUGCAAGCUGCGAGAUGUCCUACAGAUGAAUUAUCUUUAACUAACUGUGCAGUUGUGAAUGAAAGGGAUUUCCAGUCUGGCCAGCAUGUGGUUGUGAGGACCUCUCCCAAUCACAGGUACACAUUCACACUGAGGACUCAUCCAUCAGUGGUUCCAGGAAGCAUUGCAUUCAGCUUACCUCAGAUUACAACCUAUAAGUAUAUUCAGUAUGUGGAGAAACAGGUAUGUUCUCUUGCCUAUGAAAGUUACUCAAUCUCCUUAUAUACAUUUGACAAAGCCAAGCAAUGUAUUGGCACAAUGACCAUCGAGAUUGAUUUCCUGCAGAAAAAAAACAUUGACUCCAACCCUUACGACACUGACAAGAUGGCAGCAGAAUUUAUUCAACAGUUCAACAACCAGACCUUCUCAGUGGGACAACAGCUUGUAUUUAGCUUCAAUGAAAAGCUUUUUGGCUUACUGGUGAAGGAUAUUGAAGCCAUGGAUCCUAGCAUCUUGAAGGGAGAGCCUGCGACAGGUAAAAGGCAGAAGAUUGAGGUAGGACUGGUUGUUGGAAAUAGUCAAGUUGCAUUUGAAAAAGCAGAAAAUUCAUCACUCAAUCUUAUUGGUUGUAAACAUGUUAAAGGCAUCCUGUUAUAUGGACCCCCAGGCUGUGGUAAGACUCUCUUGGCUCGACAGAUUGGCAAGAUGUUGAACGCAAGAGAGCCCAAGGUGGUCAAUGGGCCAGAAAUCCUUAACAAAUAUGUGGGAGAAUCAGAAGCUAAUAUUCGUAAACUCUUUGCUGAUGCUGAAGAGGAGCAGAGGAGGCUUGGUGCUAACAGUGGUUUGCAUAUCAUCAUCUUCGAUGAAAUCGAUGCCAUCUGCAAACAGAGAGGGAGCAUGGCUGGUAGCACAGGAGUUCAUGACACUGUCGUCAACCAGUUGCUGUCCAAAAUUGAUGGGGUAGAGCAGCUGAACAACAUCCUAGUCAUUGGUAUGUUUACUUUUUUAAAAAAAGCCAGCACUAAAGUGGAAGUGGACAUGGAGAAAGCGGAGAGCCUGCAGGUGACAAGAGGAGACUUCCUUGCUUCUUUGGAGAAUGAUAUCAAACCAGCAUUUGGCACAAACCAAGAGGAUUAUGCAAGUUACAUUAUGAAUGGUAUCAUCAAAUGGGGUGACCCAGUUACCCGAGUUCUGGAUGAUGGGGAGCUGCUGGUUCAGCAGACAAAAAACAGUGACCGCACACCAUUGGUCAGCGUCCUUUUAGAAGGCCCUCCUCAUAGUGGCAAGACUGCUUUAGCUGCAAAAAUUGCAGAGGAAUCCAACUUCCCCUUCAUCAAGAUCUGUUCUCCUGAUAAGAUGAUUGGCUUUUCUGAGACAGCCAAAUGUCAGGCCAUGAAGAAGAUCUUUGAUGAUGCGUACAAAUCCCAGCUCAGUUGUGUGGUUGUGGAUGACAUUGAGAGAUUACUUGAUUAUGUUCCUAUUGGCCCUCGAUUUUCUAAUCUGGUAUUACAGGCUCUUCUUGUGUUACUGAAAAAGGCACCUCCUCAGGGCCGCAAGCUUCUUAUCAUUGGGACCACCAGCCGCAAAGACGUUCUUCAGGAGAUGGAAAUGCUUAACGCUUUCAGCACCACCAUCCACGUGCCCAACAUUGCCACAGGAGAGCAGCUGCUGGAAGCUUUGGAGCUUUUGGGCAACUUCAAGGAUAAGGAACGCACCACAAUUGCACAGCAAGUCAAAGGGAAGAAGGUCUGGAUAGGAAUCAAGAAGUUACUAAUGUUGAUCGAGAUGUCCCUGCAGAUGGAUCCUGAAUACCGUGUGAGAAAAUUUUUGGCCCUCCUAAGAGAAGAAGGAGCUAGCCCCCUUGACUUUGAUUGAAAAUGGACUAUUUGCAACACACAGUGACCCAGGGAAGUGACCAAGUUGAAGAUGGCCUGGGAUCGUCACUCAUCUUACUCACGAUACUGGACUAAGUGGAACAUCUUCUACCUUCAACACAGGCUUGCUCUGCAUGAUUAGUGCAAUAAAACUCCCUUCCUUAUGCUUAACGAGAUA